Messenger RNA from Peronospora farinosa, 633 nucleotides. Lineage: Eukaryota; Oomycota; Peronosporomycetes; Peronosporales; Peronosporaceae. The record is from the annotation of a GenBank genome assembly.
AUGGUCAACAAGAAGAAGCGUAAUCGUGUACAAACUACUAAUGCUAUAGAUGAGAAAGAAGUUACAGGACCCUUGCAAUCCGAACAAAAGCCCAAGAAGAAGAAGUUUAAGUUUUUGAAAACGCUCACCAAUGACGCAACACCCAAGCCAAUUCCUGCAAACGAUGCACAAGUUCAGGAAAAGUAUGCACAGAAGACAGAGACACUAAUAGCUGAUGAGUCAGCUUUGCAUGAGACGAAGAAGAAGAAGAAGAAGAAAAGUCCAGGAGCUUCCAUUGCUCCAGCUAAUGUCAUUGUUGCAAUAGAUAAGAAGAAGACAGAAGGAAGUGAGAUUGAUGAUCUCUUUGCAUCGUUAAAGACAACGAAGCAGAAGAAGAACAUUGAAGAGGAGCAGCAGAAACUUGCAGAAGAAGAGGAGGAACGUCGUGAAAAGAAAGAAAACGAGCAGCUACAGCAGCAGAUUAAGAAACUGGAGGCUAAAAACACUAACUCGUCUGCAGCCGGUCUCAACCCAGACCCGCGACCCGUUCGGUAUGAUGAAGAUGGACUGCCCAUUUAUACGGAAGCUUCACUGCAAAUAAACCGAGGUGGUAAUACCAAGGACUGUCCAUUUGACUGCUGGUGCUGCUUCUAA